Molecule: messenger RNA, 1038 nt
Organism: Asparagus officinalis (garden asparagus)
Lineage: Eukaryota; Viridiplantae; Streptophyta; Magnoliopsida; Asparagales; Asparagaceae
Exons: 3
Coding region: 112-465 (117 amino acids)
Source: RefSeq, a predicted model, not a curated record
UCUAAAGCCCUAGACAUUCGUUCCUUCUCCGUUCCAUCGGUUACGAUUUUACUCCGGCAACUCAAUCUCACUCUCUCUAGCUCAUAAAUUGGCGGUUACGAAAUUGCAAAGAUGCUUACUAUUAUUCGAAAGCACUUGGGUUGGGAGCAAGUUGCUAUGUUCAAGCUUAGGUUUCGAUUCCACAAUCCCCGAGCUUUGCCACGAAAGUGCUACUUUCCGAUCAAUCGACCGAUUCUUCCACCUCCGAAUCUCAUCAAGAGUCAAAUUCUCUCCCAGAGCACUUGGGUUGGGAGCAAGUUGCUCUGUUCAAGCUUAGGUUUCGAUUCCACAAUCCCCAAGCUUUUGCCACGAAAGUGCUACUUUCUGAUCAAUCAACGGAGUCUUCCACCUCCGGAGAAAAUUUUCUGGAUUAAGUAUUUGGAGGUUGCUGAUUCUCCCAUCUAUCAAGCUAUAUGCAUGCCUUGAGGCUGCAGUUGAUUCUUCAAGCUACUUGACAAAAAUUGAAUCACUUCAUCAGGAGGCCAAUGCUAUACCAAACAUUUAUCUUCCUACUGAAGUUACAAUUUGGCCCCCUCCUUAACUCGAGUUGGAUUAAGUUUAUUUGAUGCAGGUAAAUGUUUUCAACACUUUCUAUUUUUCAUGUGUUGUAUAUUUUGUGCAUUGAAGCAGAUCUCAAAGAAGUUGACCUUUUCCAAUAAUAUCAAUGGGGACCCUUCUCGGUGGAUUUGGGUAACAAAAGAGAUGGUUCCAGAUAAUUUAGAGGAAGCGUGUGGAAUUGACAAUAAAAAUUAUGUUAUAAUUAGUGAUGAGAAUGCGGUUGAUGGGAUUGCUGAAUUCAUAGCCAAAUUAUUUUCAGACAGCUAUACGAUCAGAGUAUCGAUGGCUGGACGUCAAAGGUUUUAAAUGGUUUUUCUAUGCACAAUUCCAGGAUUUGGCACAAAUUUUGUGGUCAUUAUGAAAAUUUAACAAUUUAUGAAGAAAAUUUAUUGUUGUAAUGCUUCUAAAUUGUUGAAUAAGACUGUUUUAUAUUUGUAUGUA